This is a messenger RNA of Penicillium subrubescens, 1815 nucleotides long. RefSeq lists its product as uncharacterized. The coding region runs from base 1 to 1815 and encodes 604 amino acids. Gene Ontology annotation, biological process: fatty acid metabolic process. Gene Ontology annotation, molecular function: oxidoreductase activity, acting on the CH-OH group of donors, NAD or NADP as acceptor; NAD+ binding. The record is from RefSeq and is a predicted model, not a curated record. The transcript has 3 exons. NCBI's taxonomy places the organism in Eukaryota, Fungi, Ascomycota, Eurotiomycetes, Eurotiales, Aspergillaceae.
AUGUUAGCCUCGUGGACACCCCCCAAUGAUUACCGGAACCGGCCUGUGGCCAUUCUUGGAGCUGGUGUUCUAGGAAGACGGAUUGGAUGCAUCUGGGCCUCUGCUGGCUUUGAUGUGCGGCUGCGGGAUCCAAGUCCGCAACAACGGGAGGAUGGAAUUGCCUACAUUAAGGAGAAUGUCUCCAUCUAUGCUCAGAAGACCGGCAAGAAAGCCGGCGCCGUGCACGCGGUUGAGAGCCUUGAGGAAGCUGUGUCCAAUUGCUGGCUUGUGAUUGAGGCUGUGCCCGAGAAGAUUCAACUGAAGAUUGAUACCUUCGGGGAACUUGACACACUGGCACCAGCAGACUGCAUCUUGGCUUCGAAUUCGUCCUCUUACAAGUCUUCUGAGAUGCUCGAGAAAGUUUCAGAGGUUGGCAAGAGACGGGUCUUGAACAUGCACUACUAUAUGCCUCCACAAAACAUGGUUGUAGAGCUCAUGACUGAUGGUCAUACCGAGGAGAAAAUUUUCUCCUUCAUGACUGAUCGCUGUAAGGAAGCGGCAACUUUGCCUUACGUCGCCAGGAAGCAGUCUACCGGAUUCAUCUUCAACCGGCUUUGGGCGGCUGUCAAGCGAGAGACCUUGACUAUUUUGGCGGAAGGUGUCUCGGCCCCUGAAGAGAUCGACUCUUUGUGGACAGAAAUGUUCGUCAAAGGAGGUGCAACCCCCUGCAGGACCAUGGAUGAUGUUGGUCUCGAUACGGUCGCUUUUAUCGAGUCUCAUUAUGUUGAGGAGCGCGGCCUUUCCCCGGAGAAGACUGUUGACUACCUUCAAGCACGCUAUAUCAACGACGGGAAACUGGGCACAAAAAGUCCACUAGGUGGACUCUACCCGCCCCUACCAUCUGAGGAAAAAUGCCUUUCUAAAGAUCGUCGACUUGUCGUGUUGGACAUUGGCUUGUCUUCCGCCACACCAUCGAUGAAGUCAGGCUCUAUUGUCGAAUUCUCUGCAAAUGGAAAAUUCCAGCACACUCUCGUCGAGAAUCAGUCUUUGCCUGAUGGCCUAGCCGUUGACCCCCAGACCGGUCGGCUGUUUUGGACCAAUAUGGGAAUCCCCGGUAAAGAAGAUGGGAGUGUACUUUCCUACGACCCUGAGACCAAGGUUGUCGACACGGUCGUACCGACGGGUACAAUCAACACACCAAAGCAGCUGGCCCUCGACACUACCUCGAACAAGCUCUACUUCUCCGAUCGUGAAGGCCUUUGUGUUUACCGUUGUAACAUUGAUGGUACUGAACUGGAAAAGAUCGUGCAGGCUGGAAACCCGCAGAACUCUGAGAACGCCCAGGAUGCUAGAAAUUGGUGCGUCGGUAUUGCUGUUGCUCCAGAACUGGGCAAGUUCUACUGGACACAAAAAGGACCGUCCAAAGGCGGGCAAGGUCGCAUAUUUUGUGCCAAUAUCUCAACCCCAGAGGGCCAGCUUCCUUCAUCGCGGUCUGAUAUCGAGUGUGUCCAGAGUGGGCUUCCAGAGCCCAUUGAUCUUGAAGUUGACGAGUCGAACUGCUGGUUGUACUGGACCGACCGUGGUGAAAUUCCUUUGGGCAAUUCCCUGAAUCGUGUGCGACUUGACAAGUUUGGACGUUGCUCGGUGUCUCAGAAGCCUGAAGUUUUGGCCCGCAACUUCAACGAAACGAUUGGACUGAAACUAGAUGUCGAAAACAACUCGGUCUAUGUGACAGACCUCGGUGGCAGUAUCUAUCGCUGCGACCUGACUGACGAGUCGAAAUCAUUGCUCUAUGCAGAUAGCUCUCGGGCCUUCACCGGGAUUGCCUUCAUUUGA